Messenger RNA from Cylas formicarius (sweet potato weevil), 1734 nucleotides. RefSeq names its product regulator of nonsense transcripts 3B (gene Upf3). Gene Ontology annotation, biological process: positive regulation of translation; nuclear-transcribed mRNA catabolic process, nonsense-mediated decay. The coding region runs from base 198 to 1499 and encodes 433 amino acids. Gene Ontology annotation, molecular function: mRNA binding. Gene Ontology annotation, cellular component: nucleolus; cytoplasm. The transcript has a single exon. The record is from RefSeq and is a predicted model, not a curated record. Lineage: Eukaryota; Metazoa; Arthropoda; Insecta; Coleoptera; Brentidae.
UAACAAUAUUCUUAGUAUUCCGUCACUGUGAGGUCUAAUUGAAGUGAAAGUCCUAAAUUUAAGAUUUAGUAAAUGGGUGGAGGUCUCGUUGGAGAAAUGAUUCCAUAGAAACAAGAAGAAAAAGAAGAAGAAAAUGUUAUGAAUGGUAUUGAACAUUCAUUAAAUUCAUUUAUUUAAUUUAAAUUCUAAUAUUAAGAAUGACCCUAGCAGAGCACGAACGUAGAAACGAUAGUCGAGAAAAGCCUUUAACUAAAGUUGUUAUUCGACGAUUGCCACCACAAAUGACUUGUGAGCAGUUCAUUAAUCAAGUUUCACCUGUGCCAGAUUACAACUACAUAUAUAUGGUAAAAGGAGACUUGACCUUAGGGGAUAACGCGUUUUCGCGUGUUUAUCUGAAUUUUGUUUGCCCUGAAGACGUUUACACCUUUAAAGAAAGAUUUGACAACUAUGUGUUCCUUGAUGGAAAGGGCCACGAAUAUCCAGCUGUUGUUGAAUUUGCACCUUUUCAAAAGAUUCCUAAGAAACGUGGCAAAAAUAGAAUUGAUUCGAAAUGUAACACCAUUGAAUCAGACCCAUAUUUCAUAGAGUUUGUUGCCAGUUUGAAUAAAACUGAGGAAUUGGAAGCAAAACCAGAAUAUACACUUCAGCUAACUGAUAAGGCUUCAGAUAGAAGUGAGGGAACUACCCCUCUAUUGGAAUAUCUUAAAAACAAAAAAGCUCAAAAGCAAAAAAUUCGGGAAGUAAGAAAGGAGGAACGGGAACGAAGAAGAAAGGAAUUUGAUCGAAAGCGCGAUUAUAAAGCCAUUGAUCUAAAGAAGAGUGAUGAGCGAUCCUCCAAUUCUUAUGCUAGUAAAUCUUUUAGUUCAAAAUUGACUAUAUCAAAAGAUUUUGUGGAUGCUAAAGAUGAAGAUAAGACUUCUAAACCUGCUGAGAAAACAUCAGAAAAAGUUUACGCAACUCAAAAGAAUAAAGACCAGUUUCAAGAGAAAAGAAAAGAAAUAAAGCCAAGGUUUCCGAAAAAGGAGUAUCCAGAGUACAAAAAGAAGGAGGAGCUUAAAGAUAGAAAUAUUAAAUCUAGAUUCUAUGAUGAAUCCAAAUUAGAAGCCAAAGGAAAAAGAGUAAAAAAGUACAGUGAAAAGAGAGAAGAAAGAAAGAUUGAAGCUCAAAAGGCUGAACAACGUAAGUUAGAACAAUUAAAACAGAUUAAAGAAGCAUCCAUAGUUAUUCAAACUAAAGCAGAAUCCAUCUCUCCAGAGAAACAAGUGGAGUCAGAACAAAUGGUAGGACAAAUAGAUGAAAAAUCUAAUAAAGAUACAGUUGUGGCAGAACCUAAAGAAAAAGCUGAAUGCAUUAACAAAGAUAUAGAGAAGGAACUAGAAAAGGAUAUAGAUGAAAAAUAUGAAUCAUUAUCAUCAAAAAGGAUUCGCAACAAAGAUAGGCCAACUAUUGCUAUUUAUAGGCCUGGUAUGCUAUCAAAAAGAAAACAAAAUGAAGGUUAAAGUUAUUUAUAAAAUGCUGCUUAAAAUUUAUGUUUAAUUUUUUUGUUUCUUGUUUUUGAUGUUGAAGCAUUAAUUUUGCGGCAAAGAGGGUAGUAAAGUUUGGUUGGAAGAAUUUGAUUGUAAAUAACUAAAUUUUUUUUUGUCAACUUGAUCUGUGUGUUUUAUUUCAUUUUUUUUCAUCAGCUUCAAUUCAUGCAGAUUCUUGUAAUCUAAUAAAGUGGAGUAGUAGCAUCUA